Molecule: messenger RNA, 5528 nt
Organism: Cynoglossus semilaevis (tongue sole)
Lineage: Eukaryota; Metazoa; Chordata; Actinopteri; Pleuronectiformes; Cynoglossidae
Gene: rbfox2
Product: RNA binding fox-1 homolog 2
Exons: 12
Coding region: 1075-2526 (483 amino acids)
Biological process (GO): regulation of alternative mRNA splicing, via spliceosome; nervous system development
Cellular component (GO): nucleus; cytoplasm
Molecular function (GO): mRNA binding
Source: RefSeq, a predicted model, not a curated record
AAAUGGUGGUGAAAAUGUUGUAAACAGGAACAUUCUAUGUCUUACACACACACACACGCACAGAAGCUGUGAAAUGUAUGGAAGCACUGCGGCAGACUGCGUGUAGCAGCAGCAGCAGGCUGCAUGGCUGAGUGGCUCAGCGUUCAAAGGGAGAGCGGAAGAUAGGAGGGGAAGCAGGAGGAGGAGGAGGAGGAGGAAGAAUGACUCCUGCAAGAGAGUAGGAGAAGGAGGGGGGAGCGAACAAUUUCCUUUCUGUAACACGCUGCAAGAACACGUAGGGAAGCCGAGCGAGCAAGGGAAAUAAUAGGCAAGAAAAAGAAGAAGUGAGGAGGAAACACCACAGCUCCCGUGUCCGUCUGUCCUCCAGCUGUAGUCCAGUCUUUUCUGAGCCGUGGGGAGACAAAAUCGAAAGCGUGUUUUCUCGUGACGGAGGCUGGCGGACUAACAUGGGGAAAGAGAGAGCUCCUGACGAGGACUGACUUCCAGUGGAGCUCUGCUAUGUGCUACAGUGUGGGGUUAAUAAGGCAGAGAGGAGAAAAGACAGGGAAGACAUAUUGAGGCUUUUCUCCGUCUUCAGGCUGCAGUAGGAUGUUCAUGUGCUCCUAAAGACUGACUACGAACACUGAAGAGAGGCCAAAUGGACACUUGGCGGUAGGCUUUGCUCAGGAGUCGUUGUGAUUAGGCGGCGAUUAUUCUAUAGGUUUGUUAUGAUCCGGAAUGACGAAGGCCUCUUAGGUAGUAAAUAAAUCCACGGGCUGCAAAACAAGGGCUACAGCUGAAGUCAAGCCCACAAACCCGUGUUUGUUUUUGGGGACAUGUUGGCGUUGUAACGGAGCAAUUGGUGAACGUUUUUAUUGUUUCUAAACAUUUCAAGUGAAUUAAUUCAAAGAGGGGUCAUUACAAGCCACGCUAGAGCACAUUAGGGCUACCUGGCAGCUACCUAAACACUACCGAACCCCGCAGUGAAAACACUUCAGGUCUGCUUUAAGCACAGAGGUGCACUCAGAGUAGAUCAGGGCGAAUCUAAGUCUCACUUUAGCUUUGUAAACCAGGGGACAACAAGACGAUUUUUAGAUGUUAAUGUCGACCGACGUUGCGUCAAUCAUGCUGCCCGUGUCCCGGGGUCUCAUGGACCGGGAUAGAGAGCUGGACACUAUGGCCGGAGUGCAUCCCAACGCGGGCGGCGCUCCUGCAGCUGUUCGGGGCAUGAAGCGCGGGGACCCGGAGCCUGACGGACAAACGGCGGCGGCUUUAGUAGACUCUACCGGGGCGGAGUGCAAGCGUCCCCGCAUGGAUGGCUCAGGAGGACUCGGCGAGGUUGGCCAGAAUAACGACCCCCUGACCCUUGGUUACCAUGGCUACCCUUCUCAUAGUCAAGGCUCUCAGGAUAGUGCUGGUGGUCAGGAGGGACUCGUACCCCCACCUUUCGCUGCCUUUCCUCCACCUCCUCCGCCGCCUCCUCAGAACGGCCUGGCGCUAGAUUACGGGGGCAGCCUGUACACAGCAGGGGCCGUGCAAGGUCCUGUGGAGGCCAGCGGAGCAGCUAACAGUGCAGCCAACGCUGCCAACAGCCUCAGUGUCCAAUCGGACGGCUCAUCUCAGAUUGACGGACAGUCAGGGGUGGGCUCAGGAGGUGGAGGUGGUGGUGCUGGAGGUCUCGGAGAUGAUUCCGACUCUAAACUGACUCCCAAACGGCUGCACGUGUCCAACAUCCCCUUCCGCUUCAGAGACCCUGACUUACGACAGAUGUUUGGGCAAUUUGGAAAAAUCCUUGACGUGGAGAUCAUUUUCAACGAGAGGGGAUCCAAGGGCUUUGGUUUUGUAACAUUCGAAUCAAGUGCAGAUGCAGAAAGGGCUAGAGAGAAGCUGCACGGCACACUGGUGGAAGGCCGUAAAAUUGAGGUGAACAACGCCACAGCCAGAGUGAUGACGAACAAGAAGAUGACCACACCGUUCUCUAACGGAGAAGGACUGGCUGCACUUCCUUAUGCUGGCUGGAAGUUGAGUCCUAUGGUCGGAGCGAUGUACAGCCCUGAGCUUUACACAGGUAAGACGGCGUCUUUGAUCUCCGUCCACAGAACUACAGAGUCUCUUGUCUUUCCUCACGUCUCUGUCCCUCGUUCAGUCCCAGGGUUCCCGUACCCGGCAGCUGCGGCCGCCGCCGCCGCCUCCACGGCUGCCACCUUUCGAGGCGCUCACCUCCGAGGUCGAGCUCGGCCCGUCUACAGCGCAGUCAGAGCAGCUGUGCCGCAGCCCGCCAUCCCGACAUACCCUGGCGUGAUGGCCUAUCAGGAUGGUUUUUACAGCGCGGCCGAUCUCUAUGGUGGAUAUGCUGCGUAUCGUUAUGCACAACCCGCUGCGGUAGCGACACCUGCAGCAGCUGCUGCAGCAGCAGCCUACAGUGACAGUUAUGGCCGAGUUUACACAGCAGAUCCCUACCACGCUGCACUCACCCCGGCUGCCUACGGUGUGGGGGCCAUGGCCACACUGUACAGGGGCGGCUACAGUAGAUUUGCCCCAUACUGAGGACACUACCAUUUCCCCGGAGCUCCGUCCCAUCCCUGAAAAUCCUCUAACAGAAGAGCUCCCUCUGCUGUCAUGGAGGUGAACUGCACCAAGUUUGAAAAGUGUGGAUUCCACCACAGCAAAGAAAAUUCUGUUCCCACCCCCAGAGUAGUCCCCGUGUUUCCCUAUAUAUGCUACCACAGAAAUAGAGGAAUGCUGUAUUAAAGACUGACGGAAGGCCUGUACAAUAAAAAAAAAAGGAAAAUAGAAAAGAAAAUAGACUCUAAACGGCCACCUUCCCUGUUGCACGGCUGUAUUAUAGUCCCCUACUUUCCCUCUGCAGCACAAGCCUGGAGACGGAGCCCAGACGUUCUUCCAAACGUGUGUGUGUGUGUGUGCGUGUGUGUGUGAAUAAGUGACAUUUAAACAGCUGUCGGGAAAGAGAUGAGUGCUGCGUGGCCUGCGAACACUCCACAUGGGAGGGAGCGGGAGGAGGGAGGGGAGUCGCAGAGAGAGGGAAAGUUGAGUUGAAUCCGUCUGCAAAACAGAGAUGGGAAAGAGAAGCGGAAAGAAGGAGUCACUACAAUAAUCAAAAACACAAACACAGACAGAGAGGUGAAGAUUUUCAUUCCAGUCAUUUCUGAUAGAGAGACUGAACACGGUGGAUUUCAGAGAUCAUGUGAUCACUUUUUAACGCUACAGGAAAACAGGUGGGGAAGUCAGAAGAAGGGAGGGUUUUUAGAGACGUUCCUUACCUCAAGAUUUGUUAGUAUGUGGAAAUGGUGAACCUUUAAACUUAAAAAUGAUUAUGAUAUGCAAUUAGUUUAGAAAAAAAAGUUACCAAAUUAAUUAUUAUUAUUAUUAUUAUGAUUAAGAAGUCAUUAUUUUUUCUUGACUCAGUUUCUCAGCAGUUGUAGUUCAGACAGUGAAGUCAGAAGACAAAGUCCUACUCCACCUUCAAAACACAACAUUUCACUCUCUCAGAAUCACCACUGAAAUCACACUACAGAAAGUAUAACACUAUGCUGAAAUACUUUAAAAAAAAGAAAAAACUUUUCUAUUUAGUUCUAUUCAGUUGAUUGGAUCUGGACCUGGUCCUCGACGCCGAGGUUCCUGCGUCACCUGAUCACGUAGGCAUGUCUUAUUUUGACUUUGUUUCCCUCCGCACUCCGUCUUUUCUAGAGCAAAGUCCAAUAUUGAGUCUUCCUGAAACAAACGUCAGUGGGUCAGUGUGUCCGCAGUGCUGCCAACAGCAAUCACUGAGCAACAGAUACAGAGAGACGAGAGUUUCUGUCGGUGAGAUCGACGAACGAUUUUUUAAAAAUGCAAAACACCUUACUGUUGUGCAUAUUUCUAUAGAGUUGUAUUUGCAAAAAGUGGCUCUUUUUUGGCUUUUGUUUUUUCGUUCCAAAGAUUUGUAGGAAGCACAUUUUUCUGCCGUAUGUAUAAAUAUAUAUAUAUAUAUAUAAUCUUUAAAUCUUUGCUAUGACCAUAAUCCUUGAUAAUUGUAUCGAUGUCUGUGUUUGCUUUCAACUUCUGUUCCUUUUCCAAAAAUCUCUACAUGUUCUUCGGUUCUUGUUCUCGAGGUUCUGGGCCUCGGGGGCCGAGACGUCCCCGGGGGGCGUGCACGUGACACUAGCGUUCAUUUUUCCUCUCAGAUAGAAUUUCAGGCAAACCAGACAGCUGUUUGGUUUUUUUUUGUUUGUUUUUGGUUGAAAAUAGGAUGUGCUGGCGUGACUUUUUUUAUUGUAUUUCAAAAUAUGCAGGAAAGGCUGGAAUUUCUUUUUUGUUCCAUGUCGAUAUUUUCCAGGUGACUGAGAUGUUGGGAAGAAACAGGCCUGUAGCACUUUGGUUCAAGCCAACUGUGUUCUUUUUCUUCUUUAUUUUUUUUAAAUGCUUAAAUUUGUGUGUGUGUGUGUGUGAAGCAAACUCCUUACAUUUCAGUGGUGAAAUCUGUCAGUUUGGCCGUCGAGGUCUCUCCAGGUCGACGACAAGAAAAACAGACGUCUAAAAAGUGUUAUUUAAAUCCCAGGCAGGUUAAAGGAGUAGUUUGGAGUUCAGUGGCAUUAAAGGUUCACUCUGCAAACAGCUCCACCACAUGUCCGUUAGCCCGCGGAGCUCAAUGCAAAGAGCCUUUUGUUUGUUUGUUUUUUACAGCUAGUGUCUGUUCUGUCCAUCAUAGACUCCUGUUGAUAUAAAUAAUCUACUCCUUAUACCGAUAAUAAAGAAUUUUCUAAAAGGUGACAAAAAAAAAACAAUUAAAUAACAUUGCAUUCUACAUCUCUGCCUGUUGAUGUCACUAAAACCUACAAGCUGGUUCAUCAAUAUUCCAAAAAAGAAAAAGUACAAAAUAAAACAGAUUUGUUUUCACACUUUGACAAAAACCUACAGGUCAUGGAGAUGCUUUUUAUAUCCAAUGUGCUGCUGUUGGUUUUUCCUCUUCAGAUGUAACAUUUCUUUAAGAAAAAAAAAUCUCCAUAUCAUUGCAGAUGGACAAAAUGGGGGAAAAAGAAAAUAUAGCCAAAGAUGCUAACUAUCAGUCCCUAAAGCAUGUUCUGGUUCCCAACCUUAGAAGAAGAAAAAAAAGUAACCCAUAGAUGGACUUUUGGAGCCUCUGGACACAGAUAACCAGCAUGAGUGAAUCUUGUCAAGUUAAAAAAAAAGUUUUGCAUGAAUCUUGUCUUUCAUAUUUGACCAAUGAGCAGCUGAGCACAGGCAUGUUCGUCGAAGCCUACACUCUGUACAGAACGAGGGGCAGCUCCAGGUUUACAACAGAGUCCAGUGUUUGGAGACAAACACACAGCUGCUGCACAAACAUCAUUUUCCUGUCGUGGUUUUUACUGCCACCGUGUUGUAGUGAACUGUGGCCAUUCUUCAUAGUUAUUAUGGUUUCCAUGACCAGUCCUGCUCCUACUUCAUGUUGAUAUUCCCUUUGACUGCCAUUGUUUUGUUUGGUUGAGUUUUUUUUUCUUUUUGUCAAUGAAUGUCCAUGAAAUGUUUUAUAUAAAAAUGUUUUGUUGUGA